Parathielavia appendiculata is the source of this 828-nucleotide messenger RNA. RefSeq lists its product as uncharacterized. The transcript has 4 exons. NCBI's taxonomy places the organism in Eukaryota, Fungi, Ascomycota, Sordariomycetes, Sordariales, Chaetomiaceae. The annotation marks the transcript as partial. The record is from RefSeq and is a predicted model, not a curated record.
CCAGGUUGGGGCCAGGAAACUAAGGGACCAAUGAUUAUUAUCGUUAUAUCUACGAUGACAGCUAUUGCCACCCUCUUUGUGUUGGCGAGGGUUUACAGUCGCCUAAUCUCUUUGGCAAGAUUAGGGGCUGACGACUAUCUCCUCGUUCUCUCCAUCCUUCUCACUAUCAUAUACGUCGGUCUCGAUGCUGUCGCCAUCUCCCAUGGCGCCGGCAAGCAUAUCGCAACACUCCCGAAGGACGAUGUUUCCAAAGCAAUCUUCUACGCAAUUGUGGCGUCUGUGCCAGGAAUAUUGUCGUUUACCCUACCCAAGUUUGCCGUCGUCAUCCUCCUCGUUAAGGUGUUCAACCCAGGUCGAUGGCACAGAGCCUUUUUCUGGAUCAUAUCGCUGCUGUACUUGCUCGGCUCGGUCGGGGGCGCCAUUCUCAACUUCGUUGAGUGUACGCCGGCCGCAGCACAAUGGGGGGACGUCAAGGGAGUCUGCUGGGACCGGAGGAUCCUAUUCAGCUACGCCGUGGCUCACGGCAUCUUCUCGGUGUUCUUCGAUUUUUACCUCGCAAUAUACCCCACCAUUAUCAUCAGCAAACUUAUCCUCAACUGGAAAAAGAAACUGGCCUUAUCGUUGGCGCUCGGGUUUGGAUACUGUGCCGCAGCCAUCUCCUCCUACAAGUGUUACACCCUACGUGGCCUACUUGCCAUCCAAGAUUUCACAUUUGCUGUUGAUGAUAUUAUACUCUGGACAAACAUAGAGAGCAACUGCGUUAUCAUCGGCGCAUGUAUUCCCUGCCUAUACCCGCUCGUGAAGAAGAUCUGGGGAUCGACGGCGCUC